GAUGUUGCAAUCCAAAACUACAUGUACAUGUAGCUAGUCAUUGUAGAAUAAAUAUAUGAUAUAUAUACACUCGAAUGUACUCGAUACCCAUUUUAUUCAUCCACCAAACAACCAUAUUAUUUACUAUUCGUACAAGUACUACCGUAGUUGAAGUCUUGUUCAAACUCUAAGACCUCUAACCCCACGGUCAAGUUUGAAAAACCAAAAAAAAAUAAAAAUAAAAAAAUAAAAUAAAAAACUCUCCCAUCUCGAGACAGUAAGCAACGAGUAGAAUGACAUGCCAAGAGAAUUCAAGUUCCUUUACUAAAACCAACAGCUUACUGGCUGUUGCCACGUUUCAUCACUACUUAACUUCAAACCUCCUCCAAAGUAUCCAAUCCCCAUUUUCUUUUUUGAAAAAAAUAAAAAAAAAAUUUAUCAUCUUUGCCAUUAAUUAUGUGUCGCACGAUUUAAUUUCACUUUCAUUUUCAGUUUUAGGGUACACAAACACAAUAGACUGAUAUACUCUACAUUUUUACCUGGGCUUUUUCCCUUUUUCUUUAAACCUCUAUUCUCUCUGUUUUGCUUUAAGCUGCAAUACCAGAACACUUGAACAAGAAGACGAAGAUUUUGCAAACUCAACUGAUUUUCAACUUCGCUUUUUACCUCAUUAACAAAUGAAAGGAGCUUGGACAAAUAGGAGCAAGAUAUGUAGGGAUGUAGGAAAAGAGAGGGAGAGUUCAGUGUACUUUUUCUGGAUUUCCUGGUAAUGGAGAUUGUUGCUCAUGCUUAGAAGGUCUUCUUUGCCUCUGCAAGAAUCAUGAAGAGGAUGGGGGGUCAUUUUUAUAUGAUUUAAUAUUAAUCCUGGAGCAUUUUGGAAGAAUAAACAGUGAAAGUUGUGUAGAUCCACGUCAAGAAUUGCUCUCAUGAGAAAUUGCUGCUAAAUAGACGCAUUGCAGAGAUGGCUGGCCGUGCCUCCCGCACAAUUUAUGUUGGUAAUCUUCCCCUGGAUGUAAAGGAAUGGGAGCUUGAAGAUCUAUUUUACAAGUAUGGUCGUAUCGUAGAUAUCGAAAUGAAGCUUCCGCCACGCCCUCCAGGCUAUUCAUUUGUGGAGUUUGAGGAUCCUAGGGAUGCUCAAGAAGCAAUUAGGGGUCGUGAUGGCUAUAACUUUGAUGGUUGUCUUCUGAGGGUUGAGUUGGCUCAUGGAGGUAGAGGCAGGUCCCCUGUUGGCCGACGUGGUGGUGGUGGUGGUGGGGGUGUAGGUGCAGGUGGUGGGGGUGGAGGUGGAGGUGGGCAGUUUGGUGCUUCUCGUCGUUCUGAGUUUCGAGUAAUUGUGCGUGGACUGCCACCUUCAGCUUCAUGGCAAGAUCUAAAGGACCAUAUGCGUAAGGCUGGGGAUGUCUGCUUUGCCCAAGUUUUCCGUGAUGGUGAAGGUAUGAUGGGAAUGGUUGACUACACUAAUUACGAGGACAUGCAAUAUGCUAUCCGGAAGCUAGAUGACACUGAAUUUCGUAAUCCUUUCUCAAAGUCUUACAUUCGGAUAAAAGCUUACGAGGGUAGUCCACAAAGGAGCAGAAGCAGGAGUAGAAGCAGGACCCCUAUCCGAGAUAGAAGCAGGACCCCUAUCCGAGAUAGAAGCAAGAGUGUAGGAAAGAGCCCAAGACCUGCUCCAAGAUCUAGGUCUGCAUCCCCUGCACAGCCAACUAGGUCAAAGUCUGCUUCUCCGCUCUAGACAAAUGCCUCAUAUUCAAGGGCCUGCAUUACUAUGGAUUAACUUUGGUGACUCUCAUCAGGAGAUGGGAAUAAGGGAUGGUGAAAAUCGCUCUACUUUGGCUUACCAUCUCAGAAAGUAAUGAACGUGUAGUAAUGUAGUUAUGAAGCAUUGUUGUGGCAAACGAUAUGUAGCUUUGAUUUGUACUUGGAUAUCAUGGUGACUUUGUUGCCAUGUAAUGUAGUUUAGGUAUCCUAGUUGCAUCGUAGGCAGGUCGUACGUGUUGUCGCUGACAACCUUUGCCUGCAUUAGAGAGCUAGCACUUCUAAUAUGCUAGGUUGUUGAACCUUGCCAUUGUACACAUGAGACUCGAAUUUAUGCCUUUGGGAAUUUGGACAAGUUUACAUUUUUACUUUGUUUUCUGAUUUAAA
Molecule: messenger RNA, 2121 nt
Organism: Chenopodium quinoa (quinoa)
Lineage: Eukaryota; Viridiplantae; Streptophyta; Magnoliopsida; Caryophyllales; Amaranthaceae
Product: serine/arginine-rich splicing factor SR34A-like
Exons: 14
Coding region: 941-1711 (256 amino acids)
Cellular component (GO): nucleus; ribonucleoprotein complex; cytoplasm
Molecular function (GO): mRNA binding
Source: RefSeq, a predicted model, not a curated record